Messenger RNA from Strigops habroptila (Kakapo), 545 nucleotides. Its product is annotated as collagen alpha-1(I) chain-like. The record is from RefSeq and is a predicted model, not a curated record. Bases 140 to 388 code for a protein of 82 amino acids. The transcript has 3 exons. NCBI's taxonomy places the organism in Eukaryota, Metazoa, Chordata, Aves, Psittaciformes, Psittacidae.
GUGGCAGCAGUUUCUUUUCUCUGCUGUUAGCUAGACGGUGUAUAAAAAGAUUGGCUGAGCCUCUCAGUGCUUCAGUGGAUUCCACAACGCUGGUUUCACUUCUUCUGGGAUCACAGGAGGAUCACUUGCUUUAUUGAUUAUGUCCCAUCAAGCGAAAGCUUCUGGGGGAGGCAUGCAUCCUGGGGGCUCUCCCGCUACUCACCAGGAAAAGGGUGCCAAAGGCUCAACCCAUUCACCAGGUUUUAGCAGCAGUGGCAUCUCCCCUGGACCCCAGGCCUCCCAUAUGACGUCCCACGAGGCCAGCUCUCAUGGAGGUGGAGCUCCCCGGGGUGGUACAACUUCCACUGGCCAGCCCGCCCCAAUGGGUGACAAAGGAGGAAGACACUGAAUAGAAGAAAAACAUCAGUCCAGAAGUAAGCUCUGCAAGCAGUUCAUCCUUUACCAAUGGUUAUCUGACAGCUUCUCCUCUUCUCUGCUUUCCCUGUCACUGCAUGAAAGGCAAAGCCUUUUUCACAUGCUCUAAUAAAGUAUAUUAAAAUGGUGGA